Molecule: messenger RNA, 318 nt
Organism: Drosophila erecta
Lineage: Eukaryota; Metazoa; Arthropoda; Insecta; Diptera; Drosophilidae
Exons: 1
Coding region: 1-318 (105 amino acids)
Source: RefSeq, a predicted model, not a curated record
AUGCUGAAACAUUCCAUGAUCCUGCUGUGCAUCCUUUUGGUUGCCAUCUGUUGUUUCGCGGCGGAGCUGCCGGGAAAUGCAUACUUGCCACCAUUGCGGCAUUAUCAGCAGGUGCCCGAGAAUUUCCCGCCAGCGGAAAACGGAUUUCUCGACCAGGAUUCUGACCACGAUUCUGAUUCGUUUGGAAGGUACGCACCCAUCUUUGUGGACUAUCCGGGAAUUCACGCGUUGCCAAGACAGCAGCAGGAAUACGCAUUGGAUCUGCCGUUCGAGGAAAAACACCAUUAUCGCAAAGCAUCAGGACUUGGAAAUGAAUAG